Zygosaccharomyces rouxii is the source of this 2463-nucleotide messenger RNA. RefSeq names its product H(+)-transporting V0 sector ATPase subunit a (gene VPH1). Gene Ontology annotation, cellular component: fungal-type vacuole membrane; vacuolar proton-transporting V-type ATPase complex; vacuolar proton-transporting V-type ATPase, V0 domain. Gene Ontology annotation, molecular function: ATPase binding; proton-transporting ATPase activity, rotational mechanism. The record is from RefSeq and is a predicted model, not a curated record. The transcript has a single exon. The coding region runs from base 1 to 2463 and encodes 820 amino acids. NCBI's taxonomy places the organism in Eukaryota, Fungi, Ascomycota, Saccharomycetes, Saccharomycetales, Saccharomycetaceae. Gene Ontology annotation, biological process: vacuolar acidification; proton transmembrane transport.
AUGGCUGUUAGCGAGGAGGCAAUAUUCCGCUCAGCGGAUAUGUGCCUUAUGCAGCUGUAUAUUCCCCAAGAAAUUGCUAGAGAAAUGGUCUAUACAGUGGGACAGAUGGGGUUAGUUCAAUUUAGAGAUUUGAACAAAAAAGUGAAUGCAUUUCAAAGAACUUUUAUCGACGAUUUAAAACGUUUAGAUAAUGUGGAAAGACAGUAUCGUUUUUUUCAUAAGCUUUUGAAAAAACACGGGAUCUCCCUUCUAGAAGAAGUUUCGGAAGAAAGUGGUCAAUUGACGUUGGCACCUGCUACUGGUGUUAUUGAUGAUCAUGCGCAAAAUGCUACUUUGUUGGAGGAGAGAUUGAGCCAAAUGGAAGAAGCUUCAGAACAAUUGGAGUUGCAGAAAGCAGAUUUGGAACAAUAUAGGUUCCUACUGCAGACUGGUGAACAGUUUUUCACCAGAGAUGCAGGUUCAUUAUCCGUGGAACCUGCUUUUCAAGACCCUGAAGCUGCACUGGCUGGGCUUCCUGAAUCUGUUAGCUAUGUGACAGGUGUGGUUCUAACCGAAAAAGUUGGUAUUUUGGAGCAAAUUUUAUGGAGAGCUUUAAGAGGUAAUCUUUACUUUCGUCAUUUGUCAUUAGGUGAGACCAUAUACGAUUCCAGCCGUAAGGAGCGUGUUCGUAAAAGUGCAUUUAUUGUUUUUUCUCAUGGUGAUUUAAUUAUUAGGCGUAUUAAGAAAAUUGCGGAGUCGUUAGACGCUCAUCUUUACGACGUUAGAGAGACUUCGGAGGCUCGUUCUAAACAAUUGCAAAAGGUGAACCAAGGUCUUGCUGAUCUUUACACUGUAUUGGAGACUACUAAUACUACAUUGAAUAGUGAACUUUACGCUGUUGGUCGUGAGCUUUACGGUUGGUUCCAAGAUAUCAGUCGUGAAAAGCAUGUUUAUGAAACUUUGAACAAAUUCGAUUUUGAUCAAGGUAGAAAAACUUUGAUUGGUGAAGGUUGGGUCCCUGAAGAUGAAUUAGGCAGCCUGCAAGCAAAAUUGCGCGAAGUGACUCAGACGUUAGGGGUGGAUGUACCUUCCAUUAUUCAACUAUUGGAAACUAAUAGGACACCACCUACAUUCCACAGAGUUAACAAAUUCACUGCUGGUUUCCAAAUUAUUUGUGAUUGUUAUGGUAUACCGCAGUAUAAAGAGGUUAACCCGGGGUUACCUACUGUGGUUACUUUUCCGUUCAUGUUUGCCAUUAUGUUUGGUGAUAUUGGUCAUGGUAUAAUUAUGUCAUUAGUGGCUCUUGUCAUGGUUUUGAACGAAUCGAAAUUAGAACUAUUGAAACGUGGUGAGAUCUUUGACAUGUUGUACUCCGGUCGUUACAUUGUCCUAUUGAUGGGUUUGUUCUCAGUGUACACGGGUUCUCUCUACAACGAUAUUUUUUCCAGAUCAUUGACAUUUUUCUCCUCUGGUUGGGAGUGGCCAGACCAUUGGCAAGUUGGUGAAUUGGUCAAUGCAAACCAAGUGGGUACUUAUCCAUUUGGUCUCGAUUGGAAGUGGCAUGGUAGCGACAAUGGAUUGCUAUUCACCAAUUCCUACAAGAUGAAAUUAUCAAUUUUGAUGGGUAUGGCGCAUAUGACUUAUUCUUAUUUCUUUUCAUUGGUAAACCACCUUUACUACGGAUCAUGGAUUGACAUCUUUGGUAGUUUCUUACCAGGUCUUUUGUUCAUGCAAAGUAUUUUCGGUUAUUUGUCAGUGGCCGUGAUCUACAAAUGGGCACGCGACUGGGUCAAGGAUGGUAAACCUGCACCUUCCCUAUUGAACAUGUUGAUUAACAUGUUUUUAGCGCCAGGUGUUAUUGAUGAUGAAUUGUACCCCCAUCAAGCUGGUGUGCAAGUGUUUUUGUUACUCUUGGCAUUGAUCUGUAUUCCAUGGUUAUUGUUGGCAAAACCCAUCUAUUUUACCAUUAAAAAGCGCGGAUCUCAAGCUAGUGGAGACGCAUUGGAGGAGCACGAAGCGCUAUUAAACCAACAAGAUGAAGGCGAAAAUGGUAAUGAUCAAGUUCCAAGUGGUGAAGAAAACGAAGAGGACGACGAAGAGGGAGAACACGAGGAAGCCAUCGGAGAUUUGAUUAUCCAUCAAGUCAUUUACACCAUUGAAUUUUGUCUAAAUACCGUUUCCCAUACCGCUUCCUAUUUACGUUUAUGGGCACUUUCAUUGGCACAUGCACAACUAUCCCAAGUGCUUUGGGAUAUGACAAUUAGUUUAGCAUUUGGACCUACUGGAACCCUUGGUGUUUUCAUGGUAGUGUUUUUAUUUGCGGUCUGGUUUGGUCUAACCUGUGCAGUCUUGGUCUGUAUGGAAGGUACUUCUGCCAUGUUGCAUUCACUUCGUUUACACUGGGUGGAAUCCAUGUCUAAAUUUUUCGUGGGUGAAGGUAUUGCCUACGAACCGUUCCAACUGCUUCCACAAGAACUCGAAUAG